AUAUAAGAAUGUAAUCCUAAUCGUUAUUGGAACAUAUUGUAGAGAGAGAGAGAGAUGGGAUUAUUUGGAGAGAAGGAAGAAACACUGGUGAAGGAGUCAUGGGAGAUACUGAAGCAAGACAUCCCCCGACACAGCCUUCGUUUCUUCACCAUAAUAUUUGAGAUAGCGCCUGCGGCGAAGGGCAUGUUCUCGUUCAUGGAGGGCUCCGAUGAGAUCCCUGAAAACAAUUUCAAGCUCAAGUCACACGCUGUCAAAGUCUUCAAGAUGACAUGCGAAUCGGCGAUUCAGCUCCGGGAAAGCGGCGAGGUCGUGGUGGCGGCCACCACCCUCAAGGACCUGGGGUCCCUCCAUCUCAAGAAAGGGGUCAUUGAAGCCCAUUUUGAGGUGGUGAAGGAGGCACUGCUAAGGACGAUAGAGGAAGGAGUUGGGAAUAAGUGGGGUGAGGAUAUGGGGAGUGCAUGGAGUGAAGCCUAUGACCAAUUGGUUGCUGCCAUUAAAGCUGAGAUGAAUUCAGAGGCUGCUGCUGCUCAGCUCCCGUCAUCAAUCUCUGAUGAUGGCCCCUUUGAUGGUGAGGAACAAAAUCAAUGAGCGAGUAAUUAACGGAAAAUAGAGUGGAUGAGGAAUGGAACUAAAGGGGAAUAAAAAUGAAUGAUAUUAUUGUUUGGUAAUGCGGAAUGAGAUAUAAGCGUUCUACAUUGAAUUACUACAUCUAAUGUAUAAUGUAUGAAGUGUCCGUUUUAAGAAAAUGAAAAUAAUGAACGAAUGAUUAAUCUUUUUAUUACAAA
Molecule: messenger RNA, 785 nt
Organism: Punica granatum (pomegranate)
Lineage: Eukaryota; Viridiplantae; Streptophyta; Magnoliopsida; Myrtales; Lythraceae
Source: RefSeq, a predicted model, not a curated record